AUGAUAAAACGAGUCGAAUUUGACGGAAAGGUUUUUAAUAAAGGAUUCUCUGGUUAUAUCCUGUAUUCAACAAAUAGUGCAUGGAUUUGGAUUGGAGAAAAGUCCAUAACAUCGAUCGGCCUUGCGAAUUUCCCAUUAUUCUCAAUGCUUUCUGACGGCGGGAACACUCAACGUGAAUUCAUCAAAUCGGUUGCACUAAGGCUCACGAAAAAGUCGCGAUUUGCGCAGAUUUUCUUCACCACCGAUAUCGAAUGCGAGGACGCUAUUUUUUGGAAAGAACUCAACGAGCUGAUGACAACGAAAUUGACAGAAUUAGCUGUGGAAUAG
Molecule: messenger RNA, 327 nt
Organism: Caenorhabditis bovis
Lineage: Eukaryota; Metazoa; Nematoda; Chromadorea; Rhabditida; Rhabditidae
Source: the annotation of a GenBank genome assembly